AUGGACGAACCGUUCCUGUUCACGGCGAGCAAGCGCCAGGACCGCCAGGGGGCUGCCUCGCGACAAAAGAGCUGCAACGCAUGCGUGCGCGGCAAGAGACGCUGCGACAAGACCCUGCCCCGUUGCACGCGCUGCGCAGCUAAAGGUCUCGAGUGCGUGUACGCAAAGCUGCCGCCCGGCGCGCCAGCGACGUCCACGUCAAGCCCCACCGAGGAAGAGGAAGAAUCAUCCAUGAGCAGUGCCGCGACCCAUGUCGACGACUACUCCAUGGGAGGCGCCUUUGAGAUGCCCUCGACAUACGACAUGCACCUGGAUGCGGCGGCGGCGUGCGGCGGACCGUCGACGUCGGCGUCGUCUACCCAAGCAGGGACACUCGAGCUCGACCCCAGCCUAGACUUCAACAUUGCCGACCUGAUCCAGGGCAACACGGGCGACUGGAGUUUGCCGCCCUUUCUGGAGGAGCCCAAGAUGAACUUCCCCGUGCCAACAAUGUUCCAGCCCGCCCCGCCACCGGCCCCGGAGCCGAUCCGCGACAUCAUGAUCCUCCGCAACGGCAUCGCCCGGGACGAGUGUCUGUCUGCGGAUCCGCUGCUGGUGCACGACAAGCGCACGGUGGUGGGCUUCGUCCACGACUGGGUCCGGGGCAUGCCCGACGUCUUUGCGCGCACGCGCCUACUGCCCUUUAUCCACCCGCGUCUGUACGCCGGCAGCCUCCCGCGACCCAUGAUGGCCGCCUUUGGCGCGUGCGCGGCCUACAGCGGCCGCACCGAGGCCACGCGACCGUGGGUGCUCAAGCUGGUGGCCGACACGGCGCGGGAGAUUCUGCACGAGGGCAAGGUGGCGACGACGCCGCUGGAGAAGAUGGCCCGUCUGCAGGCGCACACCAUUGUGGACACGAUCCGCGUCUUUGACGGGGACAUUGCGCUGCGCAGCGCGUCGGAGCGCGAGCGGGACGUGCGCAAGGCGUGGCUCAUGGACCUCCUCCAGGUCAAGGACGAGCUCGAGCGCGAGGAGGGCGUCGUCGUCGGCGAGGCCAAGAGGGACGAACCGCCCCGGAGCUGGGAGAGCUGGAUCCUGGUCGAGAGUGUUCGUCGGACGAUUCUCAUGGCUCUGGCGUUCCACUGCCUGGUGCAGGUCCUCAAGAGCGAGAUGCCGGACCCCGACAUGUGGCCGAACGGGCACGAUUUCACGGCGUCCAGCCAUCUCUGGAACGCCCAGUCCCCGGUCGACUUCUUCCGCGCGUGGCGGGAGAAGCCGCAUUGGUGGGUGAAAGAUUUCGGGUUUGAUGCCUUUUGGCAGUACGCGAGGGCGGAAGAUGCCGAUGAGUUUACGCGGCUCUUCCUGACGUCACACGUGGGGCCCGAUACCAUGGAUGAAUUCAUGUCGACGAAGCAGGUAUCAACCUGA
Emericellopsis atlantica is the source of this 1407-nucleotide messenger RNA. RefSeq lists its product as uncharacterized. The coding region runs from base 1 to 1407 and encodes 468 amino acids. NCBI's taxonomy places the organism in Eukaryota, Fungi, Ascomycota, Sordariomycetes, Hypocreales, Bionectriaceae. Gene Ontology annotation, molecular function: DNA-binding transcription factor activity, RNA polymerase II-specific; zinc ion binding. The record is from RefSeq and is a predicted model, not a curated record. The transcript has 3 exons. Gene Ontology annotation, biological process: regulation of DNA-templated transcription.